This is a messenger RNA of Wyeomyia smithii (pitcher-plant mosquito), 2707 nucleotides long. RefSeq names its product mutS protein homolog 4-like. The record is from RefSeq and is a predicted model, not a curated record. Bases 29 to 2707 code for a protein of 892 amino acids. Gene Ontology annotation, molecular function: mismatched DNA binding; ATP-dependent DNA damage sensor activity; ATP binding. Gene Ontology annotation, biological process: mismatch repair; reciprocal meiotic recombination. The transcript is spliced from 6 exons. NCBI's taxonomy places the organism in Eukaryota, Metazoa, Arthropoda, Insecta, Diptera, Culicidae. Gene Ontology annotation, cellular component: nucleus.
AGUGCCACGUGCUGUGUUGUGUCGCAGGAUGAAUUUUAUCAGGAAUCGUAAUGAUCGUCGGGUGGAUCCCUUACCUGAGCCACGCAUAUUUCGUCACAUCCCACCGGGUUGUGAUCGGGGAAACACGCGAAGCAUCCAUGACACCUUGAAUGAAACACUGGCAGCCGGUGAGCCGUACGUUGUGUGCGCCAUUGCGGAAGGUCGGGGACAUGCGGUGCUGGAGGUUGGAUUGGCCGCCAUCGAUUUGGUCGCUCCGGUUUUAAGGAUGUCACAAUUCAGUGACAACUUUUGCUAUUCGAAUGCGCUGACAUCAUUGAAGGCGCUGGAUCCGGCUGUGAUAUAUUUCAGUGAGCGCUCGUUAAACAAUCAGUCAUCCACCCUGCCGGGUGUCAUACGGACGGUCAUGCCAGAGGUCCAGAUUGUUCCACUUCCCAGGCAGUUCUUCAACGAUGUCAACGCUAAGAGAUUCCUGGAAGGUUAUUGUACCUCUAGUUACACUGUUGUGAAGGAUUCCAUUGUCUCCAAGUACUACGGACUAGCGGCAAUUGGUGCCCUCGUGAGACACUGCCUGGAGAGUAAUCUGCUGCGAAUCGCCUCGAAAUCGCUGCAGUUUCAGUACCUCAACAAGCAGAACACCUUAGCGAUCGACAUCGAGUGUGUCCGUCAUCUGGAGUUGAUCUAUUCUCUGCAAAAUGUAACGGACAAGAACUCACUGUAUAGGGUUUUGAAUCACUCUAUAACCGGAGUCGGAAAGAGACACCUGCGGGCGAAUCUGCUGGAACCUAGCUCAUGUCAGCGGACACUCGAAGCUCGACUGGAAGGUGUUGCCGAGCUGCUCGCAAAGGUUGACGUUUUGUGCGGUGUUCAAAGAAUUCUACGGGACCUGGUUGACAUUGGAGGACUGAUGAGACUUUCGGUGGAUGUCGAUAAUUUGAAAACCACUAAACAGAAUACGAUCCACGUUUUGAAUCAAGCCUCCACUUUACGCAACGCUCUAAAAUAUGUCCCCGAGUUGAACUCCUUACUUGCGCCAACCGAAUCGUCUGUCUUGCGUGGAAUAAGGCAGUCGUUGGAAAAUACAGUUUAUUACUCGCUGUCGGAGAAAAUUUGGACGGUUCUCACUUCCAGCGAGAGUGUUUCGCCAACCGCAGACUAUAAUCGUCUUUUUCUGGUGAAAUCUGGGGUUUCCUCAACUUUGGACGCACUUCGGGGGCUGUACUCGGAAAUGAUUGACGAAAUUAGAGAAUACGUCGCUGUGUUAUCACGUGAUAACAAUAUGGCACUGAAAAUGUCCUGCAACAAGUCUUACGGCUUUCACAUUCAAGUCAACCAAAAGCCGACUGAGAAUGGAUGUCUCCCGCGUACUUUCCGCGUCCUGAAACAGGCGGGUCAACGUCUCAGUUUGACUACCGGACAUCUUCAGGUACUGAAUGAACGAGUUAACGGUAUCAUUGUGGAAAUUGAAACCGUCAGCUAUUGCAUCAUUAAGGAGCUGAUCGAGGAAAUACGGUUGGAAGUGGACCUCGUUUAUAGAUUGGUAUCACACGUAACCGUCCUAGAUAUACUGCAAUCUUUAACUGUUGCCAGCCAAACUGACAACUAUUGUCGCCCGUGUUUCGGAAGAUCAACCAAAGUAGUGGCGGCACGUCACCCCCUUCUCGAAUCCUACGCCGAGAACGUAAAAGUUAUUAAAAACAACAUCAUAGCAACUCCGGAAUACAACGUGUUCAUCGUAACCGGGCCGAACAUGAGCGGCAAGACGGUCUACAUAAAAAUGAUCUGCCUGCUACAGAUCAUGGCCCAGCUGGGUUGCUACGUACCGGCUGCCCGGGCUGAGUUCCAUAUCGCAGAUCGGCUGAUGGCCAUCUUUGGGGCUGCCGAGAAUGUCGAACAGGAUUCGUCCAACUCGAAGCGUAUGUCACGACAGAUGACAAUUAUCGGCAACAGUUUGACCGUCAACAGUUUGGUUGUCAUUGAUGAACUGUUUGGAGACACGCCCUGUCCGGCUACGACUGAUCCUCGCUGGAAACUGUUGGAGCAUAUUGUUAAGUUUAUGGAUUUCCAACCAGGGGCUGCCUGUGAAAGUUUGGCUGCCAUUGGGCGACCUUUCGUUUACCUUACCACCCAUUGUCACGACAUGCUGCGAUCGCUGGAACAGAAUAACAACGUAUCACUGCUUUGUAUGAAAACGGAAACUUCGGAUCUAGAUGGAGUGAAUCGUCUACGUUACAAAUACAGUGUAACCGAAGGUAGGACAACCGUGAAAAAUUAUGGCAUUUCGCUGGCAAGAUGCGUUCACAUACCGGAAAGCGUGAUCCAGCGGGCGGUGGAGAUCAACCGGCAGUUGAGCGGUGAAUUUCUUGGUCAUAAUACGACCACCGUGAAUAGUUCACUGUCGACCGAAGCAAAUCGGAACCUUUUCGACAGACGUUUGUACGAUCUUUACGCUCAGAUGGCGUCUCUUCUUUCGACUGCAUCCGGUGAAUUACAGGCCGAUCGUUUGGGUGAACAAUUGGAGCAACUACUGAGAGAUUUUGCAGGUAAAUUAUCGCCCGAAGUUGUUCGAUUUCUGCAGGAAACUCCACUGGAGCUACUGCUUCGACAGUGUGGCGAUUCAACGAUGGCUAACAGUGGAACCGUGAGUACUAACCGAAUAACUAUAACAAGUGAAUCUUCUCUCGUUAAUGAAACCGAUUCUACUAACUAA